This is a messenger RNA of Cryptotermes secundus, 2653 nucleotides long. Its product is annotated as transcriptional regulator ATRX homolog. The record is from RefSeq and is a predicted model, not a curated record. The coding region runs from base 243 to 1445 and encodes 400 amino acids. The transcript is spliced from 10 exons. NCBI's taxonomy places the organism in Eukaryota, Metazoa, Arthropoda, Insecta, Blattodea, Kalotermitidae.
CUGUGCUUAUUGAGUAACGUACACAACAUGGAGAUUCGUAUUUCUCUCGAAAAAGGUGCAUUAUGGUCUUCUGUUUAAAAAAAAACAAUGAAUGAAGAAACAAUAUUGUGAAGCGUUUUAGAUAGAUUGCAAUCUAAUGAUUUGCAGAAAUCGCUUCUGAAUUUUCGUUUGAUUGUGCAGUCUUAGGUUCCGCACUUCAAAGAAGGAUAUGGAACGUGUUUACGAAAUAUUAAUCAGGUAAAAUGAGAAUAAAGUAUUUGUCACAUCAUGAUAAAGCAGAGAGAGGAAAUGAGAAUGAAGCUAAAUGUCCAGCAAUUAUAUCUUCUUGCCAGCUUAAAGAAAUAAGGAAUUGUAAUAGUUCAGCAUGUCAGCAUCUACUGGAAGAGAAACUUGCUCAUAAGUUUGAGGAAAACGAUCUUUUACAUUCACAUUCUGAUGAAUUUGAAUCCGAGGAAGGUUGCACUGAUCAAAAAAUGGCUGGUCAUCAAGCACAAACUAGCAAGCAAGAGGAUGCUGUAAGUUUGAAAAUGGAGGUUGUGUCACAUAAUGAAACAGAUUCAGAAUCCUUGUAUGGUCCAGUGGAAUCUGUGUUCAUUAAGGAGGAAGUUCUGGAAGAUGAGGGAACUGAUGAGAACGUUGUGGAUACAUUAAAGAACGAGAUAGAAUGCAAAGAUGAGGCAGAGUCAGUUGUCCCGCAUAGUACAGAUGAGCCUGUAUGGACACCUAAAAUCAAAGAGAAAUGGUGGCACUGUCGGAAUGCACUAAGAGAGCAAAGUGUUGUGAGUCUGCAUAAUACAGCAACAACAUUGAAUGACGUGGAUGAUCCCAAAUCUGUUCAUAGACCAAUUGAAUCUAUAUAUAUUAAAAAGGAAAAUGUCCAGUCAGACACUGAUGAGGAGCCUACUGAGGCGACAGUUAAAAUGGAAAGCAUAUCAGAUGAGGAACCAGAUUGUAUCAUCUCACAUAGUACAGAACGUGUGUUGGCAUUUAAAAUCAAAGAUAGAUGGCAUCACUGUCAGAAUGCAUGGAGACCUGAAAACAUGUCAGACUCGCAAGAUACAGAGACUUCAAUGAGCAGUGAAGCAGUUUCUGCGUCAGAUCAUUUUGCAUUUGAGUCUGCAUACAUUAAGAAGGAAGACAUCAAUUUGGAGAGUGAUGAUGAGGACAGCUCAAAUUCUGAAGCUUCAGAUAAUAAAGUGCAUGUUAAGAAGCAACGAAGAAAGAGGAGAAACCCUGAAAACCAUCAGCCCCUACAUCUGGAAGAAGUUUUCUCCAUAUCAAAAAAGUGUUACUGGUUCCACAGAAGACCACACAAGAAUCACACUGAUGAAAUGCCAAACUUCUGGAAUAAACUUUUUAUUGAAUCAGUUUUCAAAAAUACCUUUAUCUCUGUGUUCCUUGUAAUAAUGAACAUAAAGGCCAUUUACUGCAGUGGCUUCAAAUGAUUAUGGCUUUAUUGCUUUGCUAGUCAUUACAGGUUUGAAGAGUACUGUCUUGUGGGAUAAAAUACAGUUAGUCUGUUAAAACUCAACCGAUGUUAUGGAGAACAUAUCACCUCCAUCUCGAGGGUCGAAGAAUAAACCGAGCAGGAAACCAGCGUGAAAGCACAGCUCUACUUGCCACCUGCUUUUGUGCUGGUUCUUCCUAGAUGUGUUCUUGAACCCUCAAGAAGGAGGUGAUAAGUUCCUCCAAAAUGUUGGUUGAGUUUCAUUGGGCCAAGCAGCAUCCCAGAAGAUAGUACUGUUCAUAACCGCCAAUGUGAGAACCGCAAACUCUACACUACAAGUUUCAUUUUGUAUUUUCUGGAUGCGUUUGCAUAAUACCUGAUCAAAAUAUACUCCAUAAAUGACUUACACAUGGGUGUUUUUCUUUCAAAAACAAUGGUUCUUGUAGAAAACCUUCCAGUAUAAUCCAGAUGUGUCAGCAUUGUAAAUCAGAGUUGUUCUGAUACAAAUUUCCUCUACUAGCACAACCCAUCUUCCUGCUACAGCUCUGGAUGAUAUUCAGUGCAUCAUUACACGUGAAUACAAAGACAUUUGGAGCAGUAUCAUCCCCUUCCCUCACCUCCAUUAUUAUUGUUAGACUAUCUUUCCCUUUCCUUCUCCAGCCUCCCCACACUUGCUGUUAAAAAUGAAAGAAUGAUGGAAGCGUAGUUCAGAUUCAUCUGCUUUUGUACAAAUUUGUAAUUGUAUAGACCCGAUUAAUCAUGCAUGCACUCAUUGAUAGUGGGACAGCGUGCAAACUGGAUAAUACUUGGUUUAAUAGUUGGGAGUUGCUUGUAUUAAACUGUAUACCAGGCACAUGCUUCAAAUAUUGAAUCAUAUUUGAACCACUGCACUGCAUACAGGCAUAUUAUAUCAAUGCAUACUGAUUUUUGCCAUGACCAAAUUGGGUCAUAAACACUUCAGUUACAUAUUUUAAGAAAUGGGUUGCAUCUGUAACAAGCAACAUGUAAAGGAGCGAUUUACAUGAACACUGAAGGAAAAUGUCAUGUACUGUCACUAUAUCAAUUAUACGUGUCAUACCCCAUUUGCAUAAUUGUGUAUCGUAGGAAUAGCAGUGUUCAUCAAGAAUUUGCUUACCCACACAUUUGCUGAUGUAUGGUGGAUACGUAAUCAUUCAUUUUCGUUAUUUGGUUAGAUAUUACCUUAAA